Messenger RNA from Microplitis mediator, 1560 nucleotides. RefSeq lists its product as uncharacterized. The record is from RefSeq and is a predicted model, not a curated record. Lineage: Eukaryota; Metazoa; Arthropoda; Insecta; Hymenoptera; Braconidae. The transcript is spliced from 4 exons. Bases 96 to 593 code for a protein of 165 amino acids.
AAAGUCUCUCUCUCGUUAUAAUAUAACAGGCUGAUUACGAUUUUGUGGCUCAUAAGUAUCGUAAUCUUCGAAGGUAUAACAGUUUACACGAAAAUAUGAUGUUACUAAUCACUCUAGUUGUCAUCACUCAAUCGUUUGGCAUACAGGGAGCCGUAGAUAUUGUUCUCGAGGACACCGAGUGUCCCUUCUACGAUAAGGAAUAUUUCUUAGAACCUGAAGUUUUUGUAAAUAAUCAGAAUCAAUUUGCUUCAAACAUCACUAUAAUUAAACAACUUCCGAUAGAAACUCAAGGACAUCUCACAAUACUAGCAGCAUCAAUGGGAGAAUAUGUUGUGAGUACUGGAAUUGAUCAAACGGUGGACUUGUGUGAUAUAAUGGAGGACCCUAUUGUGUCAGCUCCUUUUCUUAGUGCAAUUGGAUUUUCUCAAGACCACUGUCCACCGGAAAUUGGUCAUUAUGGAACCGAAGGUUAUGUACUUGAUCCAGAAGCAUUAGCAGAUAGAGUGCCACCUAAUCAAUACAUGCUGAAUAUAACUCUAUCAUAUGAGGAGAAAAUAUUAUUACUAUGCCAAUCAUUCAUAAAAGUUAAUUAAAACGUCAAGUUAUUUUUUGGACAGGCACUAUUAUCAUAAUUACUUAUGUUUCUUUGUGUAAUCAUGGAUUCUAAUUAAAAUUAUUACUCUAAUAGCUUUCUUAAUCCUUAUGAAUUUUGGGGCGAGAUACUUCCACAAAAUAUCCUCAAUAUAUUUGAUGUGACAUUUCGCGAAGAUACUUGCGUAAGGAGCAGAGUCAACUCUGAUUAUUGUAAAAAUUCAUUUUAUAAUUAAAAAAAAAAUAGUAGUGCGUCAGAUGCGACUUCUGGUGAUUUCUUAUCAGGUAGGUUAAGGUUUCUUGUUUUUUCAAUAACCUAUUACUAAUUAAAAAUAACAAUAAAAGUCCGAUUUUUUUUUGUAAUCUCAUUAAUUCGUUUCAUAGUAAUUUUAGGAGUUAAAAAUUUAAUGAUUUUUGCCUAAUUUAUCUUAAAAAUAGGGUGGCCGAAUAUAGAUACAAGAAAAUUACCUCUGUAUGGAUUAUCGGCCACCUUAGUUUUAUUUUUUUUUGAGGUUAUCAGCAUUUAUAUGCAAAAUAGUCAAUUUAAUUUGUUAAUGUCAAAAUAAAUCAACAAAUUGAUUAAGUUAUAUUUCAAAAUAAAUAUAAAUAUUUAGAAUAGAUGUAAAUAAAUUAUAUACAUCCGAUGAGCUAAAAUUUUAUCUAUAAGGUGGCCGAUAAAGGGGGUCUAGGCAGGCCGAUAGAGGGGACAGCUAGGCUGAUAAAGGGGACAUCAGCAAUUGAAGUUAUUUUCAUUUAUUAUUUAAUUUCUAAUAAAUAUUUUUACAUAUAAUUUUUUUAAUUUGAAGUUAAAUGUAUAAGCUUCAAGGUUCUAUUACUGUUUUAUACAUGAAUUGGUUUUUUAUAUUUUAAUUCUUAAUUCGAAAAAAAAAUACGCUUAACUGGCCGAUAGAAGAGUCACUCAUCUUAAUAUUAAUUAUUUUAUUGCUGUUUUCUUCAAGUUUUUCGGAA